This is a messenger RNA of Sinocyclocheilus rhinocerous, 1965 nucleotides long. It is a transcript of the gene msh5, whose product is annotated as mutS homolog 5. The record is from RefSeq and is a predicted model, not a curated record. Gene Ontology annotation, cellular component: nucleus. Gene Ontology annotation, molecular function: ATP-dependent DNA damage sensor activity; mismatched DNA binding; ATP binding. NCBI's taxonomy places the organism in Eukaryota, Metazoa, Chordata, Actinopteri, Cypriniformes, Cyprinidae. Gene Ontology annotation, biological process: chiasma assembly; mismatch repair. The coding region runs from base 1 to 1965 and encodes 654 amino acids. The transcript has 21 exons.
AUGGACUCCAUUACAAAAGAUCAGGCCUGGAGGUCAGCACACCUCCCGUCUCUCCCUCCCACCAUCACAGAGAGCGAGAAAAUCCCAUAUCUCUCCUCCUGUAUCCCAUCAGACUUAGUGCUGAUGAUUAGGUCAAUAGGAGGACUGUUGAAGUGUCUGGAGAGGAGGAGAGUUGGCUUAGACCUGGAAGACAGCAGUACGGGCGUCCCCAUAUUGCAGUUUUUGACUUGCACACUGAAAGAUGUUGUGUACAUCGACAGAGACAUAUACAGUGCAGUCCAGAUCUUUAAAUCUGAGCUGCGUCCUUCCGUAUUUAAGCUCCAGUCAGGCGAGAAAGAAGGAUUGAGUCUUUAUGGUGUUCUUAAUCGAUGUCAGAGCAAGUUUGGCUCUCUGCUUUUACGGCAGUGGUUCCACAGACCUACUCGAGAUCUGAACAUCCUGAAGAGGCGUCAGGAAGUGAUGCGUUUCUUCACAGCCCCUCGUAACUUUGCUGAUCUUAACACUUUACAGAGUUGCCUGCGGAAUAUCAAGAACAUCUCGACGUUGCUGCAUAAAAUGUCUCGCUCUAACCCGAAGGUUGCCAUCUGGGACACUGUUCGCUCCAUGCCCCAGUGCAUCCAACUUUUCAGUGAAAUCACUCAAAACUUCUCCGAUGAUCUUUUCUACAUUGCCACAUACAUCAGUAAAGUGGUGGACUUUGAAGGAAGUAUAGCUGAGAACCGAUUCACUGUUAGGCCGGAUGUUGAUCCUGUUAUUGAUGAGAGAGAGUGGUUUUCCAUUGAUUUCUUCAGUUCUGAUGGAAUAUACAUGCCAUUGAUUGAAUUUUUACUGUCAGUGCCAAGAUUACCCAACAUGCUGGAUAAACAGAGCUUUGAGAUUGAGGGUCUUGAUUGCAUUUUCCUAUCAAAGGACCAACUGCAUUACCGUAGCACUCGAACCAAAGAGCUGGACAGCAUGCUGGGAGACCUGCAUUGUGACACCAUAGAUCUGGAGAUGGCGGUAAUGAGGAAGCUUCAGGCCUCAGUGCUUCAGCGGAGCGACUGUUUGUAUAAGGUCAUGUCUCUAUGUGCAGAGCUGGACUGUCUCAUUGCUUUAGCUCAGGCUUCUCUGGAUCAUGGCUACUACUGUCCAACCCUGACACCCUGUUUAUAUGCUUAUCCUUCUUUGUCUUUCAGACAUCUUUUGCUGGAGCUGUGUACUCCAGUAUUUGUGUCAAACACCUACAUCAGCUCUGAAACUGAAGGCAAAGUGAAAGUUAUUACAGGACCAAAUUCCUCCGGCAAGAGCAUCUAUCUAAAACAGGUGGGACUGAUUGUGUUCAUGGCGCUGAUCAGCUCAGAUGUUCCUGCUAAAGAGGCAGAGAUUGGGCUGGUGGAUGGAAUCUUCAGCCGUAUGCAUAACCGUGAGUCUGUAUCAGUGGGUCUGAGCACCUUCAUGAUAGACAUGACCCAGAUGACUCAUUCCUUGAACCACAGCACUAGGGAUUCUCUUGUUCUAGUGGAUGAAUUUGGUAAAGGAACCAACACUGUGGAUGGAUUGUCUCUUCUGACCGCAUGUCUCAAUCACUGGCUGCGUCGUGGGCCACAGUGUCCUCACUUACUUAUGUCGACAUGCUUCCACAGCCUCAUACAGCUGGGCUUGAUCUCUGAUUCUCCACUGCUGGCUUUACUGGCUCUAGAGACAGCUAUAGAGGGAGAAGAGCUGGUGUUUUUGUACCAAGUAAAAAACGGCAUCUGCCAGUCGAGUUGUGCAGCUAAUAUCGCCACUCUGGCCGGCAUUCCCGAUGACUUGGUCAGGAGAGGAGUGGAGGUGUCAGAGUUAUACAGAACAGGAAGAACCUUCAGAAAGAUGGACAGGCCAUCUUCAGAUGAACAGUACAGCAGGUGUGUUGAAGAUGACCCUGAGCUCGAUCUCGAUACUUACUUGAAAGACGAGGUGCUCCCAACUCUUGAAGAGGUGUUGUGA